This is a messenger RNA of Danaus chrysippus (African queen), 1179 nucleotides long. Lineage: Eukaryota; Metazoa; Arthropoda; Insecta; Lepidoptera; Nymphalidae. The record is from the annotation of a GenBank genome assembly.
UUGAUGAUGCUGGACGGGUUUUUAUCGUGCAGAGCCAUACAACCACGUUUACCACACUCUAUUCACGAAGAUGGAUGGAAACUAGAAAUACAACAUUUGCCUGUGGUCAAAUUGGAACUAGGUGCUAACUUAGACGCAGAUAAAAUGAUAGAAGGUUCUGAUGUGUAUUUAGAUUGUAUGGUCCGAGCAAACCCGUGGCACAGUCAUGUGUAUUUCACUCAUAAUGGUGCAAUAAUAAAACCCGGUCCAGGAGUUGUUUUAGCCAAUCAAAGCCUAGUUCUUCAGCGUAUGUCAAGAAAAGCCACGGGCGGUUAUGUUUGUGUCGCAAGAAAUUCGCUUGGAGAAGGUUACAGUGACCCAUUGGUUUUAGAAGUGAAAUAUCCUCCUACAUGUAAGUCUCAUCAAGCCACUAUCAUCAGAGCAGCUCGUGGUGAGGUCGUCCAUAUUAUGUGUGAAAUUGACGCCAAUUCCAUGGAACCGAUGACAUAUCAAUGGUGGUUUAAUAGCAGUACACAAACUAAAUUAGAACUCAAUGCGUUUUCAACAAAUUCACAGAAUAAUCUUGGUAGAUAUUUGUAUACAGUUAACACUUCAUCUGACUACGGCUGGGUUCAAUGCACUGGUACGAAUUCUGUAGGAAGACAGAACACUCCUUGCCUGUUUCACAUACUACCCGCUGAAAAACCAUCAUCGGUGAAAAACUGUGAAAUCACAAACAUGACGUAUAACUCUCUAACGCUUGGAUGUUCACGAGGACACGACGGAGGCAUGAAACAAUCGUUUCUAUUACAAGUAUAUGACAUAUCAACUGGUAUUUUACUUCGUAAUAUAACAAGCGAGGAACCUCAAUUCAUAGUGUGGGGUCUAUCGGGAAGUACAGCAGUUGGUAUAUCCGUUAGAGCCUUCAAUAAGAAAGGCUUAAGCGAGCCCUUUACGCUUACUUCAAACUUAUUAACACAUCCACAACGACAUACAGCCAACGUCCCGGUCCGUGUAUCAAUAUCUGCUGUCAUUUUCUGUUGGAAAUACUGUAAUAAAGAUGACAAAAAUGAUAAGACAAAUCGAAAACAGGAUGAGAUAUCAAAUAUACCAUUAACCGGUACUAACGAGUGUGAGAGCGUCGAUAGCUUGGAUAAAAACCCAGACAUAAUACCGAUCGAGCGGCUUGCUGCCAGUUGA